GAAAAUUUGCUGGACCUAAAUUUCUAAGAAACGUUAAAGUAUUUUUGUUGAAAAAAUAUUUGUCUCAUCUGGUUAAGAGCAAAAAAUGUGGCAACAAAAAUACAAAAGAUCAAUAGCAAUAUCUGCCUUGGUUUGGCUCCUUCGAACAACAAUCAUAAAUGCUGGUAUCGCCAUAGAUGACAUGUCAGUCGACAUAACUAUUGACAACUCUGGGAGAUUAAUCACCGACACUGGUAAAAACUGCAGUGUUAAUAACGACUGGCAGACACCUCAACAGUUUACUUUACCAGGUGACACGAGAAGUGUGUUAAUAAAAGCCCAUAAUGACCCGGGCAAUGUUGGUGGGAUUCUCGCCUCCUUCAACAAUAACGUGGUCACGAAUGAUUCAUGGGAAUGUGCUGAUAUGAAAGAUUGCGGGUUCUCUUGUGAUAUUAGGAGUUCCUAUUAUGCAUGGAAACCAGCCGUUAGAUAUGGGAGAAAUGAUGAUACGAGAACGCCAUGGCAUAUAGGUAACGGUGGCAAAAUAAAACACAUUAAAUCAAAUGCACAAUGGAUUUGGGUUGAGAACAGCCGGGCAAAAGAUGUGUGGUGCAGAAAGACGUUCGCACCUCCUUCAACGAGUCCGCCUCGAACACAAACAUCUGCGAACGUUAAAGUUUUUCUAGCAGCACUUCGUUCGUCGAGUCAACAUCCUAAACAAACAUCUCAACACGAUACAGCAACUUCUUCUUUGAGUCAUCUUCCAACGAGCACAACUUCACAUGGUAAAGCAACUUCUUCUUUGAGUCAUCUUCCAACGAGCACAACAUCGCAUGGUAAAGCAACUUCUUCUUUGAGUCAUCUUCCAACGAGCACAACAUCGCAUGGUAAAGCAACUUCUUCUUUGAGUCAUCUUCCAACGAGCACAACAUCGCAUGGUAAAGCAACUUCCUCUUUGAGUCAUCUUGCAACGAGCACAGUUUCAUAUGGUAAAGCAACUUCUUCGUUGAGUCAUCUUCUGACCAGCACAACUUCAAAUGGUAAAGCAAGUGUUGCAUCAUCUUCUCAGGCUGCUUGCGUUGGCAUGUCUACAACUCGUGUUGAGAAUCACAAGCUCGAGGGUUUUGUUUUUAAAGAAUUUCAUGUUAAACAUGUUGCACAAUGCGGCAUGAAGUGCUUCAAUGAGAAAGAUUGUCGAUCAUUUAAUUUCAUUUCCUCCUCAUUGAGUUGUGAGCUCUUUGAUUUCAUUGAACGUUUGGGCUCAGAAAACUUUAAACCAGCUCCUGGUGUGACAUAUUUCUACAGGAAUGAUUGAUGGACGAACGUUGCAAGCCUCUUAAUGAUGAACAUUGCAAAUCGUUGUGGCAAAUAUGUAACUAUUAAGUUUUUGGAGUUGACUAUUCUCAGCAGUAUUCACAUUCAGCAUAGUUUAUAAAAUAAUGUCGAUGUGAUCGUUUGUGAUAUCAGUAGGGAUAUCAGUGGCAUUUAUAAGGUAAAUGUCAAAAUCUAUAGGGGACAUGACAGGAUAUAUUGGGAACUAUAUGGUUUGACUUUGAGACAGCUUUACCGUUCACAUAUCUUAUUUUUUAUGGA
This is a messenger RNA of Dendronephthya gigantea, 1572 nucleotides long. RefSeq lists its product as uncharacterized. The record is from RefSeq and is a predicted model, not a curated record. The transcript has 12 exons. NCBI's taxonomy places the organism in Eukaryota, Metazoa, Cnidaria, Anthozoa, Malacalcyonacea, Nephtheidae. Bases 86 to 1294 code for a protein of 402 amino acids.